AUGUCAAACAGCUACAGCGUGUUUGUCUCAACGUUCAAUUGUGGGAAGGUUUUACCAGUUGAUGAUCCGAUAGAGCUGAAAGCGGUGCUUUCAACGCUUCUUCCGGCAGAAAAAUCGCACGAUAUUUAUGCUUUAGGGUUUCAGGAACUAACGCCUAUUUGGCAAGGCUCUUUUGCUGAAAUGGUGCACAAAACGCUGCAGAUCGUAGGCGAGAGUGCUGUGGAGCUUUUAAAUCGGCAAAAUGGAGGUCGGAGGUUCAAAUUGGCAGCUUUGAAUAGCACUGGUGCGAUUGGGCUUUUGGUGAUAGUAGCUACUGAUGUGUCAGUUUCCAACAUUUUGAAGGCAUCUGUCAAGUGUGGAAUGUUCUUUUCAAGUUUGAAGGGUGCUGCAGCGCUACAAAUGAGACUGCAGUGUAAUGAUUCUGAUGUGAGUGAUUCUUUCGUUUUCGUGACAGCGCAUCUUGCUGCGAAUGAGGGGGAAAACGAAUGUCUAAAACGUGAACAAGAUUAUCACACAGUUGUUGGUGAACUUCAGCGUGAACUGGGCUCUUUCAGAAACCACCACGUAUUCAUCUGUGGUGAUUUCAAUUUCCGGUCUAGCAAAUGGGCGAGCAACUUAGACGAUUUCUGCAAUAUGGACCUGGUACGUCAAGCUGUGGUCGAGCAUGAUGAAUUGACCUUGGGACGUAAAGCAGAACGUAUUUUUGGGAGUUUUGAUGAAGCCCCAAUCGCGUUUGGUCCAACUUACAAGUUCACCCUCACAACUCCGGAUGAGCAAUACAACUUGAAACGAACGCCGUCCUGGUGUGAUAGAAUACUUUUUCAAUCCCAACAAGUGACACCAGAGAUCUUGAACUACACGUCUCGCAAACGCAAUGCUUCAUUACAAUUCACAGACCAUCUUCCUGUGAUUUUGGAGCUCACAGUACCGCAUAUCGAAUUUGAACCAGUCGUUUCUUCAACACUGGAGUCACCACAGGAGCAACAGUGGACCGCCAAACUCACCGGGUCGGUGGUAGACGCUACAGUGGGCUACUUGGGACUGGCCAACGACCUAUAUGGACGCCAGUUGAAGAUACUUGCGUUGAUUUUGGCAACUUGGCUAUUAUGGAAAGCCUUCACGUGA
Lachancea sp. 'fantastica' is the source of this 1125-nucleotide messenger RNA. The record is from the annotation of a GenBank genome assembly. Lineage: Eukaryota; Fungi; Ascomycota; Saccharomycetes; Saccharomycetales; Saccharomycetaceae.